Molecule: messenger RNA, 903 nt
Organism: Dictyostelium discoideum AX4
Lineage: Eukaryota; Evosea; Eumycetozoa; Dictyosteliales; Dictyosteliaceae
Gene: mcfT
Product: mitochondrial substrate carrier family protein
Exons: 2
Coding region: 1-903 (300 amino acids)
Biological process (GO): dicarboxylic acid transport; transmembrane transport; carboxylic acid transmembrane transport
Cellular component (GO): mitochondrial inner membrane
Molecular function (GO): carboxylic acid transmembrane transporter activity
Source: RefSeq, a predicted model, not a curated record
AUGACAUCAAAAGGUAAUGCAGGUAAUCCACCAACACCAACACCAGCACCAGUAAAGAGUCAACCAUUAUGGCACAAUCUUGUAUCAGGUGGUAUUGCAGGUGUAAGUGAAAUCCUUGUUAUGUAUCCAUUAGAUGUUGUUAAGACAAGACAACAACUUCAAGUUGGUAAAGGUCAAUCAAUGAUGUCAUCACUCGUUACCAUGGUUAGACAUGAUGGUUUAAAAAUGUAUAGAGGUAUUGUUCCACCAAUCUUGGUCGAAGCUCCAAAAAGAGCCAUCAAAUUUGCUUCAAAUAAAUUUUAUGAAAAACAAAUUUUAUCAUAUUGUGGAAAUACAAAACCAACACAAAUGCAAGCAAUUGGAUCAGGUGUUUUAGCAGGUAUUACAGAAGCAUUUAUUGUUGUACCAUUCGAAUUAGUAAAGAUUAGAUUACAAGCAAAAGAGAAUGCAGGUAAAUAUACAAGUACAAUGGAUUGUGUUAACAAGACAUUCCGUGCUGAAGGUUUAUCAGGAUUCUUUAAAGGUUUAGAAAGUACUAUUUGGAGACAUGCCUGUUGGAAUGGUGGUUACUUUGGUUUAAUUCAUACCAUUAAAUCAGCAUUACCAAAACCAACCACUGAACAAGGUGUAUUAGUAAAUAAUUUCAUAGCUGGAGGUUUGGCUGGUACUUUUGGUACAAUGUUAAACACUCCCGCUGAUGUCGUCAAGAGUAGAAUUCAAAAUCAAGUUGGUGCUGGUAAAUAUAAUUGGUGUAUUCCUUCAAUUUUAACCGUUGCUAGAGAGGAAGGUUUCUCUGCCUUAUAUAAAGGUUUCUUACCAAAAGUUUUAAGAUUAGGUCCAGGUGGUGGUAUUUUAUUAGUUGUUAAUGAAUUCGUUAUGAAAUUAUUAGCUGGAAAAAAUUAA